Molecule: messenger RNA, 207 nt
Organism: Pneumocystis jirovecii RU7
Lineage: Eukaryota; Fungi; Ascomycota; Pneumocystomycetes; Pneumocystales; Pneumocystaceae
Product: DNA-directed RNA polymerase I, II, and III subunit RPABC4
Exons: 3
Coding region: 1-207 (68 amino acids)
Biological process (GO): DNA-templated transcription
Cellular component (GO): RNA polymerase III complex; RNA polymerase II, core complex; RNA polymerase I complex
Molecular function (GO): DNA binding; zinc ion binding; DNA-directed RNA polymerase activity
Source: RefSeq, a predicted model, not a curated record
AUGCAGCGUGAAGCCUAUAAACCUUCUAUAUUAACAGAUCAAUCUACUGAAACAGCUCAAUUUACUGCACGCCCUGUGCAGAUGUCGUAUCUUUGUGCAGAUUGUGGUGCUGUAAACCAAAUCCAAGCACGAGAAGUAAUUCGAUGUCGUGAAUGUGGUCACCGUCCAUUUAGGACAAAAAGAAUGAUUCAGUUUGAGGCAAGAUAA